Molecule: messenger RNA, 1581 nt
Organism: Mytilinidion resinicola
Lineage: Eukaryota; Fungi; Ascomycota; Dothideomycetes; Mytilinidiales; Mytilinidiaceae
Product: thiolase
Exons: 3
Coding region: 147-1439 (430 amino acids)
Biological process (GO): fatty acid beta-oxidation
Molecular function (GO): acetyl-CoA C-acetyltransferase activity
Source: RefSeq, a predicted model, not a curated record
CCACGUUCUCGUAGCUCCGACUCCGCAGGAGCUCUCUUAAACCACCAACAAUGUGACAACUUCCACCCGCUUUUCCCCCCGAGCCCAGUCCUUUCUAAUUUUCUUUUGCCCAAAGCUUCUUCCGAUCGUCGCAUCACUUCUACAAAAUGUCUUCAGCAGCUUUCCGCAGGAUGACGACCGCAAGCACCCGCCUCUCGGCCGUCCAGCGCCACUUCAGCACCGCGCGCCCCGCGCAGAAAGAGGUGCGGGAUGCGUAUAUCCUCAGCGCGUCGCGGACGCCUACGGGUGUUUUCAACGGCGCCUUCACCACCGUCCCCGCCCCCUCGCUCGGCGCAACCGCCAUAAAAUCCGCCCUCGCCAAGACCACCCUCCCCAUCUCUAAAAUCAGCGCCGUGUACAUGGGCAAUGUGCUGUCCGCGGGCCUCGGGCAGGCGCCCGCGCGGCAAGCCUCCAUCUUCGCGGGGCUGCCCACGAGCGUCGAAGCCACGACCGUCAACAAAGUGUGCAGCUCGGGGCUCAAAGCCGUGACGCUCGCCGCGGGGCAGAUCCAGCUGGGGCACGCGGACGCGCAGGUCGCGGGCGGCUUCGAGAACAUGACGCGCGUGCCGUACUACCUGGGCCGCGCGAGUCAGCAGCCGGCGUUCGGCGACCAGAAACUCGCGGACGGGUUGGUCGGGGACGGACUGUGGGACGUGUACAACCAGAUCCACAUGGGCAACUGCGCGGAGAACACGGCGAAGAAGCAUGGGGUUGGCCGCGAGGAGCAGGAUGCGUUUGCGGUGCUGACGUAUGAGCGGGCGCAGGCGGCGUGGAAGGCGGGGCAUUUUGAGGAGGAGAUCGCGCCGGUGACGGUGAAGACGCGGAAGGGUGAGACGGUGGUGACGGAGGAUGAGGGGUAUAAUAAGCUGAAGCUCGAGAAGCUGCCCACGCUGAAGCCGGCGUUUUUGAGGGAUGGGACGGGGACCGUGACGGCGGCGAAUGCGUCGGGGUUUAGUGAUGGGGCGAGUGCGCUGGUGCUGGCGAGUGAGGAGAUGGCGAAGGAGUAUGGGAAGGACAGUCGGGUGUUGGCACGGAUUGUGACGUAUGCGGAUGCGGCUGUUGAUCCGAUUGAUUUCCCGGUUGCGCCGGCGGAGGUUGUGAAGAAGCUUCUUGAUCAGUCUGGGCUUUCGAACGGAGAUAUCAGCGUUUGGGAGUUCAAUGAGGCCUUUGCUGCGGUCAUCAAGGCCAAUGCGAAGAUCUUAGGCCUCAGCGGCGACAACGUAAACCCAAGGGGAGGAGCUAUCGCGCUCGGUCACGCAUUAGGCAGCUCAGGAAGCAGGAUAUUGGUGACACUACUGCACCAGCUCGAGGUUGGUCAGUAUGGUGUGGCAGCAAUCUGCAAUGGCGGAGGAGCUGCCACAGGUAUCAUCGUACAGAGAGUCGCACACACAGAUUUAUAGGCCAAAUGGAACUUUGAACAGCAUUUGAAAGCCUUUUUGGGGGAAAGCAGAACACCUUGGCCUAACGGGUAGGCCGAGAACAUCCACUACCAUGUAUAUAGACGCCAAAAUUGCAAAACAAGACUAUGAAUCAUGCAUUGAG